Fusarium musae is the source of this 3087-nucleotide messenger RNA. RefSeq lists its product as uncharacterized. Bases 1 to 3087 code for a protein of 1028 amino acids. Gene Ontology annotation, biological process: protein deubiquitination. Gene Ontology annotation, cellular component: cytosol; nucleus. The record is from RefSeq and is a predicted model, not a curated record. Lineage: Eukaryota; Fungi; Ascomycota; Sordariomycetes; Hypocreales; Nectriaceae. The transcript has 5 exons. Gene Ontology annotation, molecular function: cysteine-type endopeptidase activity; cysteine-type deubiquitinase activity.
AUGUCACUUGUUUGGAAGCACCUAUACCCUCCUAAAGACCUGCAAAGUGGGCAGCCUGUGCCCAAAGUAAUUCUCAACGAAGAGACUCGAGCGAAACUUUCAGAUGUGUUAUUCACUCUUGUGAAACACGACCAGAAGAAGAUGGUGGCGGUUGUGAAAGCUCUCGAGGAACAAGUUCCAUUCUUCGACGAUGAAGAGGACGACCACUACAUCUACGAUCUCAAUUACCAUUUCGACCGAAACAGAGCUCUUCGAGCCCCUUGUGGGUAUGCUGGUCUGCUGAAUUUGUCCAACACUUGUUAUCUCAACUCCUUGAUGACACAACUCUUCAUGAACACUACGUUCAGGCGUUUCAUCCUCGGCUGCCGCAUCGACGAUCCUGCAAACAGCCAGCAACUCCUAUCAUACACCCAGAAACUGUUCGGUCAUAUGCAGGAGAGUUAUCGUCGCUUCGUCGAUCCGUCAAAUUUCGUCCAUUCCAUCAAAACAUACGACGACGCAUUGAUCGACAUUCACAAUCAGAUGGACGUCGACGAGUUUUACAAUCUACUACUUGAUCGCUGGGAGACUCAGCUUUCAGGCCAUGAGGAAAAGCGGGUCAUAAAAUCGUUCUAUGGUGGUCAGCUUGUGCAGCAAGUCAAGUCAAAAGAGUGCGAACAUAUCUCGGAGCGACUCGAGCCAUUUUCUGCGAUUCAGUGUGAUAUCAAGGGGAAAGGCACAUUAGCAGAAAGCCUCCAGGCAUAUGUGGAUGGCGAGGUCAUGGAAGGAGACAACAAGUACAAAUGCUCAACAUGCGACCGACAUGUUGACGCGGUGAAAAGGGCCUGUCUCAAAGAUGUUCCCGACAAUGUCAUAUUCCAUUUGAAAAGGUUUGAUUUCAACCUGCGUACCUUGCAGAGAAACAAGAUCAAUGAUUAUUUCUCCUUUCCGGAUCAAAUUGAUAUGCGACCAUAUACCAUUGAGCAUCUCAGCAACCCAACGAGCGAUAUCGAGGAGGACAUCUUCGAACUAGUGGGUGUGCUCGUUCACGCAGGCACCGCUGAAUCUGGACACUACUACUCAUACAUUCGCGAGCGUCCCACCUCAAGGAAUCGGCCCUUGUGGGUGGAAUUCAACGACGACUCAGUAAUGCCAUGGGACCCUGCGCAGAUGGAAUACUCCACGUUUGGAGGUCCGGAUCACCGUCCCAUGUAUGAUCAUAAUGGCAUUUCAUACGACAAGAAUUUUAGCGCUUAUAUGCUGUUUUACCAGCGUUCUUCAUCCUUGCGCUCGGAACAGGAAAAGGUGCCGGCCCUUGCCAUUCCGGCACCCCUUCGUGUUGACGUGCCAGACCACCUUGCGGAUCAUCUCUCAGACGAGAAUACAAAUAUCCUCCGCCGCCAUUGUAUUUACGACCCAAGCAAUGUCAAGCUUGUUCAAGUUCUCUUCCGUCAGUCACAUCAACACUGCAGAUCCAUUGGCAGCUGCGAAAAGAGUUCGAGUAUCAACAGCUUCAUGGCUAUGCGUAGUCAAGAGCAUGGACUUCAGGAUCUUGCCAUGCGAACGCUCAUCGGUAAUUUAGAUCAGGUUGUCACAAGGACUAAGGACACUCCGGGUUUUCUCUCAUACGAAGAGAUUAUCCAAGAUGCAGUCACAUCAUGCGAGCGGUGUGCUUUUUCCUUCUAUGAGUACUUCAAUCAGCAUCCGAGCGCUUUCCGCAUGCUUUUGCAGCGUAAUCCAGAUCAAUUAGUACGGAGCAAGAUCAGGAACCUUUUCAAGGUUGCAGUCACGAAGAUCUCGACGGCUUUGCCUAAUGUCUACGACCCGGAGAUUCGAUACAAGUUGGCUCAUGAUGCUGACGGAGAUGAGACACUCUCUGAACCUGAUGCUUCCCAUCGCCCCGUUAUUGACGGCGUAAUGCUGAUAUUCCAACACCUUUGGAAAUUCUUUCAUAUUCACAUUAGAGCCUGGGACGACUACUUCGGAGCUGUUCUAGACUUUGCUGAUAUGGGUCAUCGGGAAACCGGAUAUGUCUUUGCCGCGAACUUUCUAGCCAGCGCUAUCAGAAUCAUUUCUGCUGAUCCGCUCCAGGAACUCAGUGGGAACUGGGCCAGAAUGCUCCAAAGUGUCAUUAGGCGGAACAAUACUACAAAGCCUACCUCAUAUGUAUCGAUUAUCAGACUAGUCAACCACUUGAUGAGUCAUAUGAGGCCGCAAAUAGGAACCGGAUAUGUCGAAGACGCGACAGAGCGGGUGUCACAACCAGCUGAGGCCUUCAACUGGACAACCGAAGAGGUGGAUCUUGUUUACAGCAGUCCCAACGGUUCCUAUACCAGCUUGUUUGUUGAAAAACUCCUGGCCCUCGAUCAAGAACACGCAGGCAGCAACAAUAUCAUCAGAAUCUUGACAAAGCUGGACAGCGGUAUGGAUGAAAAAGUACUCGGGACCUUAAAGCUCUGUAUUCGUGGUGAGACUUCGACCCAAGCCAUGGAUCCGUUUCUGCGGGCUUCCGUCACGUACCUCGAAAGCACAGAACAGCUCAGCAACGCCAAAGACAUGAUUGAGCACGUAUCUAUGCAAGCGAAAAGCCUUCAAAACACCGAGGGGGUGUAUUUUGUUCAGCUCUUCAGAACAGCAUUGGAUCUCCGCCAACAGGACAGGGAAUUUUGCAAGGCGAUCCGCGGGUUCAGCCGUGACCUCAUCCCAAGAUGGGUACCUUUUCUCCUCGCAAGCCCUGAAGAACAAGUGCGCCGGAGCACACAUGACUUUUUAGUUUGCGAGUUGGGUAAGAUUGAUGCUGAUGCUACCAGUGACCACGAUGUCACCGUGGAUGAUCAAGUCUCACUCAGACAGAUGAUGAAGCAGACCGGUGUUAUCUGUCUCCAGUAUCUCAGGGACCACCAUGUGCGCAGACGGGCUCAAAUGAGUCGGGAGAUUGCAGACAAGUUCUUGAAGGUGAUUGAGGGGUGUGCAACUACGGUGGCAACAACAGGGGAUACACAGCCCGAGCUAGAUGUGGAACUCCUCACAUUGCAGGACGAUGUUUUGAAUCCCUUCCGCCGGCUCAUUGUUGACGAACUGGAGGAAGAUGGGUCCGGUAUGUUAUAG